Tricharina praecox is the source of this 432-nucleotide messenger RNA. RefSeq lists its product as uncharacterized. The record is from RefSeq and is a predicted model, not a curated record. The transcript has 3 exons. Bases 1 to 432 code for a protein of 143 amino acids. Lineage: Eukaryota; Fungi; Ascomycota; Pezizomycetes; Pezizales; Pyronemataceae.
AUGGCGCACGAGCUCUUGAGCAUUCCCGUCUUUCUUACCUGCUUUCAUUGGAGCUUUCCCUCCCUCACCGCGACCACCACAGUGCUGGCGGCCGACUGCUUCAGCAGCGGAAACAACGGCUUCAGCGCUGCGCAGUUCCAGCAAGUCGCCAACCAAGUGUGCAGCGUCGGGCCGGACGCGCAGAUACAGUUCGGCACCACCGGCUUCCCGUUCUACUGGCCGAGGAUCAUCCAGGGGCACUACGAGGGCACCGCCAAGGUCCACUGUCGGGUGAGGGCUCUCGAUAUCUCACUCCAGGUAAUCGAUUGGGUAUAUCGAUGCGUUCACCACAUCAUCUCCCAGUGCGUUGUCGGCUCCGGAAGGAAUGGGGGCCGCUGGGACUGGAGCUACAACGGCGUUGAGGCGCAUUAUUGGAUUCAGGGCUUUAAUUAG